CUCCUCCGGUCGCACCCCCAAAACCGUCGUCCCCCGGUCUCAUCGCAUGGGAACGUUCUGCACAUGAGUCCUCAUGUGGUGCUGCUGCCGUCGACAAAGGUGGUCCUUGGGAGGCUCUGAGGUAUUGUCCUUUGAAGGCGAUGAAGGCGAAGGGAGCGGGCAACUCCGCGGCCGGUUCUUCCGACAAUACCCGGCGCCGCCGAACGGCCCCAAGGAAGACCACAAGGAGAAGAAGGUCAAAGACUCUGAAUGGAAGAAGGCCCUUGAGAUUGAAGGCAUUGACGAAGAGAACCCUCCAUGGGUUGAACACUCUGCCUUUGAGUCGACGGUGGGCGCUGUGAUCUUGCUGAGCACCAUUUGUACUGGCUUGGAGAUCGACUUGCAUGAGCAAUCAGAUCCCACCAUUUGGAUCAUCAUCGAGAAUUUCUUUUGCGUUGUUUGGAUCACUGAGAUGGUUGCAAAGCUUUGGGAGUUGCGAUGCCGCUACUUCCAGGAUUGCCUCAAUUAUGUCGACAUGUCCUUGGUGGUUCUUUCAGUCUUUGAUGCUUGGAUCAUGCCAUUCUUGGUGGACUAUGGCGGGGAUUUGGUCCUGUUCCGGCUCGUGCGCUUGGUUCGACUGCUGCGCUUGGUGAAGCUUCUUCAAGUCCUUCGGCGCUUUAGGAACUUGUGGCUCAUGGUGCGGGGACUCAUCGAGUCCGUCAGCACCUUGAAUUGGGUCAUCCUCAUGCUUUGCUUAGUGAUGUACAUUUUUGCCGUGUUCCUACGCCUGGCGGUGGAUUGCAAGGGCCUCUUCGCGGACUGGGACCCGGAGUGCGACCAGUACUUUGGAACGAUCCCCAAGAUCAUGUACACCCUUGUCCAAGUCCUCACGCUGGAGUCCUGGGCCAUGACGGUGGGGCGACCCUUGGUGGACCGGCAGCCCUUGCUGUUUAUCAUUUUGCUUCUGUUCAUUUUCCUGACAACCUUCGGCUUGCUCAACAUCAUUGUUGGCGUGAUCGUGGAAAACACGCUGAACAUUGCGCAGAGCGACCAGGAGCUACAGGACCGACGGUUACAGCGUCAGUUGCUGCAUGAGCUGGAAUUCCUCAGACAGGUCUUUGAGACCGCCGACUUCGAUGGGAGCGGGACCUUGGACCGUGAAGAAUUCGUGGAGAUUUGUCAACGCCAUGAAGUCAAAACGGCCCUCCUGCGCAUGGAGAUCCCGGCGGAGCAGCCUGAAGAGCUCUUCGACAUUUUGGACGAGGAUAACCUGGGGCAGAUCACCUUCCUGCAGUUUCACGAAAGCGUGAAGAAGGUGCGAGGUGUGCCAACGGCGUUUGACAUGAAGAACAUGAUGGUCUCCGUCUCCGACAUCUUGCGCCGGCAGAACCGGCUGCAGACGCAAUACGAGCGGACAGAACAGAUCAUUUAUGCCAUCUUUGGCAAGACCCCACCAGCUCGUACGCAAGGGCGGCUCACCUCUAUGGACAUGCAGGAUGCGGCCAAUAUCGCCCUACUACAGCGGAAGUCGGGAUUCGCCGCGCGGGCGCAGCUGAAGCGCGGUGGGUCGAUGGAGUCGAUGGAGAGCUGCUUCACCUACGCCACGGAGAGCCUGGGCCGACCCGCCUCAGCUGCCUCGCCCAAGUCCAUGAGGGCGGAGGACGCCUUCGAUAUUGGCCCAGGCCUCCAUUACCCCUCAGAAGCCUAGCUCCGCAUGCUCCGCUCCACGGUUGGUUCGCCUAGCUCGACUGAAGUGACGUCUGAAGUGACUGUGGCCGCCACCAUGGCUGUGACCGGUCGACCGUCUUAAGAUGUGUUUCACCACGAUGAACCCGUCGGGUCUCGCCCAGCUCGCGCUCCAAGAGCAGCUCAGCCACGGCCGGCCACGACGGCCACGAUGCUGUGCCGAUGAUUCGGUGCGGUGCCGUGACGUCUCGCGUUUCCCAGUGGACUCAGAUCAGGUGGGAUUGAUCGGUAAACAGUCAUCGGC
Durusdinium trenchii is the source of this 1969-nucleotide messenger RNA. The record is from the annotation of a GenBank genome assembly. NCBI's taxonomy places the organism in Eukaryota, Dinophyceae, Suessiales, Symbiodiniaceae.